Messenger RNA from Podarcis raffonei (Aeolian wall lizard), 2922 nucleotides. Its product is annotated as low molecular weight neuronal intermediate filament-like. NCBI's taxonomy places the organism in Eukaryota, Metazoa, Chordata, Lepidosauria, Squamata, Lacertidae. The record is from RefSeq and is a predicted model, not a curated record. The coding region runs from base 613 to 1845 and encodes 410 amino acids. The transcript has 3 exons.
UAUGCGAAGGCUCACUGGGAGUCAAGUCUUAGGUACCCUGGACUGACCACAGCUCAGCAGGAGAGCAGCGGCGUUGCAGGCUGACAGGUGCAGCCCGGAAUGGACAAACCCCGUGGUGCAAGCCGGGAGAGCCGCUGCCGGUCAGAGCAGAGGACACUGACCUAGGUGCGCCAACGUGGCCUGAUUCGGUAAGGUAGCCCCCGGUGCUCCCACGGUUGCGAUUUCCGCCUCGGGGCCCGAUUCGCAACGCAGCCGCGUGGGGAGACCCGAGGGCUCGUCCGCCUCCUGCAACACCCGCUCCAUCUAGAUUUCGGGGCUCGGUCAAGGCUGAUCUCCGCCACAUUUGCUGAUGAAGCUCUUGGCGGCGGCAGCCGGCGAGAAAAAUCCUCCUCCUCCCCCCCUGCGCCCCCCUCCUCGCCUUUGCAAUUGGCUGCCCGACGUGACUUUGUCGCCGCUGCGCCGCUCGGAUUGGCGCCGGCCCGGCGAUAAAAGCUCCGGCGUGCCGCGCUCCCCGCCCGCUGUCGAAGAGCCUCCGCCGGCGCCGCGACCCUCCUUCCUCCGGCAGGAUCGCCCCCUUCGCGGCGGCCCCGGACGCCCGUCGCAGCCGCGGCCAUGAGCUACAGCCGGGAGCUGCUCUUCGCCGCGCCGUCCCACGGCAGGAAGCCCUUCGCGGGCCGCAGCCUGGCGUACGGCUCGACGGCGGGCCGGGCGGGGGCGUCGGGGGCCGCGGGCCCCUCGGCCUUCUCGUCGUCGUAUCGGAAGCUGCCGGCGCCGAGCAGCUCGCUGGACCACCUGGAGGCGCUGCGGGGCGGCGGGGGGGCGGCGUCGGCGUCGGGGCCGAGCGCGCUGAGCAACGAGCUGAAGAUCGUGCGCACCAACGAGAAGGAGCAGCUGCAGGGCCUCAACGACCGCUUCGUCAGCUACAUCGAGAAGGUGCACCAGCUGGAGCAGCACAACCGGCUGCUGGAGGCCGAGGUGGCGGCGCUGCGGCAGCGGCAGGCCGAGCCGUCGCGCCUGCAGGCGCUGUACGAGCAGGAGGUGCGCGAGCUGCGCUCGCAGGUGGAGGCGCUGCGCCACGACGGCGACCAGGCGGCGCUGGAGAGCCAGCAGCUGGGCCGCGCCCUCCAGCGGCUGCGCGAGCAGGCGGCCCACGAGGCGGCGCGGCGCCAGGAGGCCGAGCUGGCGCUGCGCGACGCGCGCAAGGACGCCGACCGCGCCGCCCUGGCCCGCCUGGAGCUGGAGAAGAAGGUGGAGGCGCUCCUGGACGAGAUCGCCUUCCUGCGCCACGUCCACGACGAGGAGGUGGCCGAGCUGCAGGCCGAGCUGCAGGGGGCGCAGGUCUCCGUCGAGAUUGACAUGAGCAAGCCUGACCUCACGGCUGCCUUGAAAGAGAUCCGCACCCAGUACGAAGUCCUGUCCGCCCGGAACCAGCAGUCGGCUGAGGAGUGGUACAAAUCCAAGUUUGCCAACUUCACUGAAGAGGCAGCUCGCAGCAGCGACAGCAUCCGCCAGGCCAAGGAGGAGAUUUCCGAAUAUCGCCGGCAGCUGCAAGCCCGGAACAUCGAGAUCGAGUCCCUGCGCGGAGCCAACGAGUCCCUGGAGAGGCAGCUGCAGGAGGCCGAGGAGAGGAGCAGCAAAGAGAUGCGUGACUUGCAGAAAAUUGCUGGAAGGGGAAGAGACCCGCCUGAGCACCGUCAGCAGCAGCAGCAGCAGCAGUGCGUUUGGCCUGGGCUACCCCUUCUCCUCGAGCCCCCUGGCCGGCUUCAAGGGCUUCUCGGCCAGCACAGUGGCGAUCCGGAAGGACAAGAAGGCAGAGUCCCAGGACAGCCCCAAGGAGUCCAAUGACUCGGGAGAGUCAAAGGACGAGGAUGAAUCUGGAGACGAGAAGUCUGCAACGGGCGUGCCCAAAACCUAAAACUGUGUCCCAAAGGCAGCCUUCCCCACCCACCCUCUCACUGAAUUUCCUCAGAAUGGGGUGAGGGUGUUGUAGGUUUUUCAGACAUGGGAUAGCUCUCGGGAUGAGUUGGUCAGGCAGACCAUGAUAACCGGACACCAAAUUACUCCCAGACAGAUCCACAAGCCUCUGGCAACUCUCCAGGAACCAGCACCACACAGAUCUGCCCAGAACUCAGUUGCAUAUCACAAGCGGAGGCUUUAGAGCUCUUGGGCAGAUAGCUGGACCUCUUAGCUCUCUAGCAUCACAAACCUCUGCAAGUUUACUUUGGAGUAAAUCCCACUGUGUUUGUCUGUGAGCGACACACAGAAGUCUUCCCCUGUCUGAAACACUUCCUGCAAAACGUAAUCUUCCGAGAGGGAAACUUGCAGGUGUGUGUGUGUGUGUGCUUAAGAUUAGCCUGCCCUCCAUACCCCCCCCCUUUGUUGACCAUCUUCAGUCUUCUGAUCUGGAGGGCACCAGGUUGGGGAAGGCUCACUUAGGUUACAUUAGCAUUGCCCACUUCUGCUCUGAGGCUGACCUGACUUCAGACAAGGUCCUUGAAUGCUGAAGUGCAGCGAUUCCCAAAUGUUUUUCAGGCCGCUGCCCCCUUGGUUCCAUAAAUUCAACCCCCACUGCCCCCUCCCCAUGAAAAGCAUUAUUCCAGAAUAGUGGUUUGCAUGACCCACUAGGGAAAAUCACUAUGUAGUUAAAUUGAUUCAACAGAACUGAUGAACUGGAUCCAGUGAGAACAGCUUUUCAAAGUCUGCUUGUCAUUUACACCUCCAGCGCCCCCUGCCACCCCCUUGCCUCUUAGUGCCCCCCCCAGGAGAUGCCACUGCCCCCAGGGGGUCAUCCUACCCACUUUGGGAACUGCUGUUCUAGAAUAUAUUUAAUACUUCCAAGUUACUCAUUUUGUGCCUCUUUCUCAUUCAAAACCUCUGACUUUAAAAGCCACAGGGCAGAUCAUUGUGGUUAUGUGGUCUCCA